UGUCACAGCCUCACCGGAUCAACCUUUGACCUGCCAGCUGGUUCUCAUCUCCCAGUUGUUUGAUCUUAUCUGCAGUGUAUUGCACUGGUUCAGGUAAUAUAAUCUAUUUUCGACUACGCUUCGUGUACCUCAGAAACCAAAUGAGCACAUUUUUACGCCUAUGUUAUUUGACAUCUUGAUGAAACAGCUUUCUGUCUCUUGUAAACUGCGCAACGAUGGCACUCUUCUCCGCUCAUCUUAAAUGUUGAGGCCCGAAAGCUGGUCUUCAGUGACACUUCCUCACCAUGCAUGUGCGUUUUGAGAGUUCACAUGUAAUAUUUGGGGCCUGAGCUGAGGCUUACAGAGAGCCGCAGUAUUUAGAGAAAGUGUUGGCUUGUUUCAGAGGGUUCAACAAAUCAAACAAGUGCGCGCUCCAGUUGCGCUUGUGUGUGUGUGUGUGUGUGCGCGCGCGCGCACGCGCGAGGCGGUGCCACUAUCUAUAAUUAUGUCGCUAAAAGCUCCUCCUCCGCCCAUCCUUAAUCCCUUAUAUCCGCUAAUACCGCGGCAGACAUUUACCAACAAGCACCAGCUGCCGACAACCAGCAAAGUUCCGUGUUGUGGAGCUCCGGACAGCUUUCAGUUCACCUGCUGCUGAAGUGUGAGGACAGACGAAGCUGAUCAGCAUGGCCUCGUCCGACGACACAGAGGGGACUCUGACUCCUGUGGAUUUCAUCCAGCUGCAGCAGUAUAUGGAAUACAGCACUUUGAGUGUGAAAGAUGUGAUUAAGGAGUUUCACCCCGGGGGUCGGCUGGCUCAGCACAGCUUUGGAGAGUGCGUCGAUGCACAGGGCUUCUGUCUCUUUCUGAAGACCUACCUAGAGGUGGACGACUUCCCUGCAGAUUUCUGCCAGCGCCUUUUUUGCUAUUUUCAGCGUGUAGAUCAGGAUGGCGCAGCAAAGUGCACUCUGUCUAAAGCCGGUGGGGUUUUUCUUCGUGAUGUGUCCUGUUACUUCUCAGUGCUGGAGGAAAGACAGCCCCGAGAGAAGCUCGAAUUUACGUUCAAGCUUUACGAUAAAGACAACAAUGGACUCCUCGACAGCUCUGAGGUGGAUCGUAUCAUCACCCAGAUGAUGCGAGCUGCUGACUACCUGGGCUGGGACGUGACUGAACUCAGACCAGUGCUCAAAGACAUGAUGACAGCCAUCGAUGUGGACGACAGUGGGACAGUCACUCUGGAGGAAUGGGUGAAAGGAGGAAUGAACAAUGUGCCUUUACUUGUUCUGCUUGGACUGAAGAUGACAGAGAGAGAUGGGCAGCACAUCUGGCGUAUGAAGCACUUCAACAAGCCGACCUAUUGCAGCGUGUGUCAGAGCAUGCUGCUCGGCCUCGGGAAGCAGGGACUCUGCUGCAAUUGUUGCAAGUACACCGUCCAUAGUCAGUGUGCCAACAAGAAUCCUGAAGCCUGUGCUCGUACCUUCGUGAAAUCUAAAAAGGAGAUUAGUGUAGCAGCUCACGACUGGAUCAGAGCUGACUGUAACUCCACCAAGUGUCAGGUCUGCCACAAGAAGAUAAAAGCUUUAGCGGGAAGGCGUUGUGUGUGGUGUCAUGAGAUGCGUCACGAUGAGUGUCUUCUCUCCGGCUUAGCGACCUGUGACUGUGGGCCACUGAGAGAUCAUAUACUGCCUCCAUGGGCCAUAUACGCCGUCUCAAAGGAGGAGGACACCAGCUUGUUAAAUGUCACUCCUGAUGGCCAUGUCCUACAGAUUGUUCCAAUUCCAGACACCCACCCUCUGCUGGUGUUCGUAAACCCAAAAAGUGGCGGAAAGCAGGGUGAACGAGUGCUCAGGAAGUUUCAGUACCUGCUGAACCCGCGUCAAGUCUACAACCUCUCCAACGGGGGUCCUGCUCCAGGACUACACUUCUUUCGCAAUCUGCACCAGUACAGGAUCUUGGCUUGUGGAGGAGACGGCACCGUCGGGUGGCUCCUGGAUGCUAUAGACAAAGAAGACCUCCAGGUGCGUCCUCCAGUAGCUGUCCUGCCUCUGGGCACUGGGAAUGACCUGGCUCGCUGUCUACGCUGGGGAGGAGGCUACGAAGGAACAGGCUUGACAGAGAUCCUGAAGGAGGUCGAAGCUAGCGAACUGGUUCUCAUGGACCGCUGGCGCAUCCAGGUGAUACCGGACGACCCCACAGAGGCAGGAGACCCUGUGCCCUACGAGAUCAUCAACAACUACUUCUCCAUUGGAGUGGACGCCUCUAUUGCUCAUCGCUUCCACUCCAUGAGAGAGAAACACCCCCAGAGGUUCAACAGCAGAAUGAAGAACAAACUUUGGUAUUUUGAAUUUGCCACUUCUGAGACCAUCUCCGCCUCCUGCAAGAAUGUGAAGAACUCUUUUACAAUUGAGUGUUGUGGGAGACCUCUGGACCUGAGCAGCAUGUCCCUGGAGGGCAUAGCUGUCCUCAACAUACCCAGCAUGCACGGAGGCUCCAACCUCUGGGGCGAGUCCAAGAAACCUGAGGGUGUGCCAAACGUGGAGUCCAGUGAAGUCAUCACUGACCCUGAACUGCUAAAAACAAUCUCACAAGAUAUAAGUGAUAAGCGUCUGGAGGUGGUGGGGCUGGAAGGAGUCAUAGAGAUGGGGCAGAUCUACACUGGACUGAAGAGUGCCGGGCACAGACUGGCGCAGACUUCCCAAAUUACCAUCAGGACCAUCAAACCCCUGCCCAUGCAGAUCGAUGGGGAGCCCUGGAUGCAGCCUCCAUGUACUAUCCACAUCUCUCACAAGAACCAAGCUAACAUGCUGAUGGCUGCGGCAACAAAACCAUCCGGCUUCUUUCAUCUCAAGUAGAUUUCAUGUUUCCACUGUGUUGUCCGUUACAGCAGACCACCUGUACUAUUCUGAAAAAUGAUGCAGGAUGCGUAUUUAAAAGAGAUAAUCCAUCGCUGAGUGUGUAAUUGUGUGUUUUUAUUGUUAGGUAUUAGCGUGUAUGUAUGUUUAGAUUAUUUCAGACACUUUAGGCAGAGAUCACACUGACAGACCAAAACAAAAGUGCACACUCAGUUUGAUCGCUGCUAUUGUGUGCCAACUAAAUGUAACACAUUCAUAUUUUGUUAUUGUAAAUAUAAGAACAGAGCAUGUUGUGUUUCAACACUAUAUGGAUACGAUAGCUUAUUACUUAGAGUAGUUCCCUGUUUCAUGUGUACUUCCUGGUGCAGCUGGUGAUAAAGCGACCAGCUUCGUUCAGCCUUCAGAAGCUCACUAACCUCGUCCAACAACACUUUCUUACCUGUGUGUUCUCCUGUCCGUCAGUGUCACUGUUCAUCCAACUGGAAAAAAAAGUAUUUAUCAAGUCAGUGUUUUUAGUGUUUCUGAAAUAGGCUGAAGAAAUAACAAGAGAAACACUUAUUGGUCUGUGACUGAAUGUGGUUUUAUAAAAUUUGCUUUUCAUUAGAAAUGAGUCUUGAAAGCACUUGGCUGAGAGGCUUUGAUAUAGCUCCACUGACUUUAGUAUCAGCAACAGCUUCCUAGUGUAUCAGACAGGAGUAAUGUUAGUUAUGUUUUCAAUGUAUGUCUUUGCAUCAUCUUCUAAAGGAAACAUAUUAUGCUAACUUUUCAGGUCCAUUACUGCUGUAAUGUAUCCCCCCCCCAAUCUAAAAAAACUGUUUAGCUCCUGUCUCUUCCACUUAGCUUCACCUCUACCGUGAAUAUAGAUAUAAGGCAUGCAAAUAUCACUCUGUGAUGUCAUACAGUUGCAGAAAUGAAGGCAGGACUACUGACAAGGCAUUUUGUACACUUCAGGAGCAGUGUAUUCUGUGGUAGAGAAGAGCUCCUGUUGGCAUCGACUUUGAUCUUUUCAACUUUCACGAUCUUUUACAUGCACAAAAAAUGGAAUAAAACACUGGAAAGGAAGGGAAAAGGAAAAAGGCAUAAUAGGUGUCCUUUGAAUUACAUUCCGACAUUGAUUAAGAAUGGUCAUGCAAAUAAGAUAUGAAUGUUAUGUGACAGGAGAAAUGUUUGAUAAAUAUGCUAAGCUUUUAUGAUUUUGUUUCAGCGAUGUGCGUAAUGUGUCAACUUUUCAUUGUACUUGUAUACACAUGGCAUUCUUUUAUGUUCAUUUAUUUUCUUGUCUAAAUGUAAAAUUGUGUAAUUGUCCUUUGCAUGUGUGUCUUGACAAUGAUGUGAUGUGCUGUCAUGAGGCUCAUACAGUGUCAAAUUGACAACAUUUAUUGAAUUGCCCUCAGGCUACCUGGUGAAUGGACAGAUGAAGGAAAUGAUUACAAACUGUUUCUCCAAAUCAGGUUUUUGUUUAAAAAGGAAUAGGAUGUACAUUUGUCUCAUUGUAAUACACUGUCUGACUUUCAAGCAGCUAAAUAUUAAGCUCUUAAAGGAGUUGUUACAGUGGAAUGAGGCAGUGUUCAUCAGAGGGAUAUAAAAACCCUAGUUUUCAUCAAAGUCUUGCACUAUUUUAAAGGACAAAUGGCAGCAUACCUUAAAGACUACGGAUCUCAGUAAUAUGCCGCUUAAACGCUGCUUACAGCAAUGUAGAAAAAUUUGCCUGUUAAAACUUGUAUGACAUGUACUCUCAUGCUUGUCUGUCAGAAAGAAUGUUUAUCAGCACUGAACAAUGCUCAUAUUUCAAAGUA
Molecule: messenger RNA, 4624 nt
Organism: Acanthopagrus latus (yellowfin seabream)
Lineage: Eukaryota; Metazoa; Chordata; Actinopteri; Spariformes; Sparidae
Gene: dgkab
Product: diacylglycerol kinase, alpha b
Exons: 24
Coding region: 663-2828 (721 amino acids)
Biological process (GO): intracellular signal transduction; diacylglycerol metabolic process; lipid phosphorylation
Cellular component (GO): plasma membrane
Molecular function (GO): calcium ion binding; ATP-dependent diacylglycerol kinase activity
Source: RefSeq, a predicted model, not a curated record